AUGGCUCAUUCCAAGCUUAUAGCAGCUGCAUUGUUGAUUUUACUCUUUGUUGAUCUUGCCUUUUGUGCAAGAUUAGGAAAGUCGGUAAAUGGUUAUGGUUCAGGGGAAGGCUCGGGAUAUGGUGGGGGUGACGGGCUGUAUGGAAGUGGUGGAGGUGGUGGCAGUGGAGGCGGCGGGGGAGGCGGUGGGGGUCGGGGAAAUUCGGGUACGGGUAGUGGAUCAGGGUAUGGGUCGGGUGGAGGAAUAGGAAGGGGUGGAGGUGGUGGUGGUGGCAGCACAGGAAAUGGCUCAGGGUCUGGCUAUGGAAGUGGAAGUGGUUCUGGAUAUGGAAGUGGUGGGGGUAGAGGAGGAGGAGGCGGUGGCGGUGGAGGAGGAGGUGGCGGCGGCGGUGGUGGCGGUGGCAGUGGCAACGGUUCAGGGUAUGGUAGUGGCUCAGGGUAUGGAUCAGGCUAUGGUUCAGGAUAUGGUGGAGGGGAUGGAGGUGAUGAACGACCUUGA
Nicotiana tabacum (common tobacco) is the source of this 498-nucleotide messenger RNA. The record is from RefSeq and is a predicted model, not a curated record. NCBI's taxonomy places the organism in Eukaryota, Viridiplantae, Streptophyta, Magnoliopsida, Solanales, Solanaceae.